Brienomyrus brachyistius is the source of this 4422-nucleotide messenger RNA. It is a transcript of the gene gna13a, whose product is annotated as guanine nucleotide binding protein (G protein), alpha 13a. Lineage: Eukaryota; Metazoa; Chordata; Actinopteri; Osteoglossiformes; Mormyridae. Gene Ontology annotation, biological process: Rho protein signal transduction; adenylate cyclase-activating G protein-coupled receptor signaling pathway. The coding region runs from base 47 to 1180 and encodes 377 amino acids. The transcript has 4 exons. The record is from RefSeq and is a predicted model, not a curated record. Gene Ontology annotation, molecular function: guanyl nucleotide binding; D5 dopamine receptor binding; G-protein beta/gamma-subunit complex binding. Gene Ontology annotation, cellular component: brush border membrane; heterotrimeric G-protein complex.
AGCGCGCUGAAUCGCUCCCUUCUGUAUCGAUGAAGUUGCUACAAAGAUGGCGGAUUUCCUGCCGUCCCAGUCCUUUCUACAUGUAUGUUUCCCGAACUGCCUGCUCAGCAGCAACGAGGCAGAACAACUGAGGAAAUCUAAGGAGAUCGACAAGUGCCUAAAUCGGGAUAAAACGUACGUGAAGCGGCUCGUUAAGAUCUUGCUGCUGGGCGCCGGGGAGAGCGGCAAGUCCACUUUCCUCAAACAAAUGCGCAUUAUACACGGGGAGGACUUCGAUCAGCGGGCCAAAGAGGAGUUCCGGGCUACGAUAUACAGCAAUGUAAUCAAAGGAAUCCGGGUUCUGGUUGAUGCCAGAGAGAAACUGCACAUCCCUUGGGGAGAUCCCGCCAACCAGCUUCACGGGGAGUCCAUGAUGUCCUUCGAUACACGCUCCGUCCAGAUGGCCCAGGGCAUGGUGGAGACGAAAGUCUUCUUGCAGUUCCUGCCCUCCAUACGCUCGCUGUGGAGCGACAGCGGCAUCCAGAAUGCCUAUGACAGACGACGAGAGUUUCAGCUGGGUGAAUCUGUGAAAUACUUCUUGGACAAUGUUGGCAAACUAGGACAGACGGACUAUUUGCCUUCACAACAAGACAUCCUCUUAGCUCGCAAGCCUACCAAGGGUAUCCACGAGUACGACUUUGAAAUCAAGAAUGUGCCUUUCAAGAUCGUUGAUGUGGGAGGGCAGCGGUCGGAACGUCGACGAUGGUUUGAGUGCUUUGACAGCGUCACAUCCAUCCUCUUCCUUGUCUCGUCCAGUGAGUUUGACCAGGUGCUGAUGGAGGACCGGCAAACCAACCGGCUCAAGGAAUCCCUCAAUAUCUUUGAGACUAUAGUCAACAAUCGCGUCUUCAGCAAUGUCUCCAUCAUCUUGUUCCUCAACAAGACGGACCUCUUAGAAGAGAAAGUCAAAAUUGUAGCCAUCAAAGACUAUUUCCCUGAGUAUACUGGGGAGCCCCAUAGUCUGCCUGAUGUGCAGAAGUUCCUGGUGGAGUGCUUUCGCAGCAAGCGCCGAGACCAGCAGCAGAAGCCCCUCUACUACCACUUCACCACAGCCAUUAACACAGAGAACAUUCGACUGGUUUUCCGUGAUGUCAAGGACACCAUCUUGCACGACAACCUAAAGCAGCUUAUGUUACAGUGAUGCUUAUUAUCAGAGACUUUUGUUUUUACUCCAUUUAAUUAACUAUAGGGAGGGAAUGUCUGGGGUGAGUGAAUUGAGGAAAGCAGAUGGUCGUCAGCAGUAGUGUUCGAAAAUUUAUAGCGGUGACCAAGAUCAUGAACAUAAGAUGCUAUUUAAAGUUGCCUUCAAUACUGUAAUUCUUUAGGAUACUGUUGAGCUUCCCUCCUCUCUCUAACACCACUGAUGCCAUUUUAAAGUCUGUUUAACUAAUGGAACAGAAAGAGUAUAAUGAUAUCAGAACAGUCCUUGUUUGUCUUACUGAGCCUCUGUUACGGUUUAACUUGAGCUGAACCAGUGCUUUAAGAUCUAUGUUCUGAGCCACUCUGUCCAUACCUGGUUUUAUUUUAGUUUUCUAAUUGCUUGUCCUUGAAUAUUUUUAUUGAUUUCAUUAUACAUACAUGCCUAAAUUAUAUUUCAUUGGUUUACAGUUCAUUGCCUCCAGGAUUUAGUACUUCUGGUGGGUACGCAUCCCACUGAAUGGAGCUCCUGAUGACAUGGGUACCCACUUACAAGCAGACGUGCAUGGAGACCACUUGAUUUCUCAUACUGUAGUUGACUUUACAAGAACUACAGUAUUUGUUUUAAUCUCAGGGCUGAAUGUAGACCACUUUAUUUUUGCUAAAAUGUACAUUUGUGUUUAACAAAAGGUAUUUCCAAAGUGACAAAUUAAGUGUAUUUGUUGAUCAGUGGCCAUUUUAAUAAAUCCUAAGUUUGUGUGGUGCCAACAGAGGCAAUUGGCAUUUUCAAGUUUUGCUAUAUUUGUCUGGAAGGAGUGAAUAUGUCUUUCCCCUUAGCUAAAUCGUUCUUUUAAAUCCCAGAACAACACGUUUGUGUACUUGGUUAAAAAGACCUGCCCAAAGUGACACUUUUUUUGUGCCAUUUACUAAUCAUUUACGCUUCUCUGUGUCAGAUGUGUUCAAAAGGGAUAGAAAUUGUAAAGACUGAUUUUUUUUUUUAUAGUUGUAUAAAGUGUCUUAUGUAAAUGUGCCUACUCAACUCGAUCUUUUUUUUUUUUAACUAAAAGUUGCAUAACCCAUGCUGAUUAUGUAACCUGUUAAUAUAUUCCUUUUUUCCCCAAAAAUUGAUGUUGUCUUAUUGCUGUAUUUAGUCAUUAAUUAGUUUAUCUCAGUGUCAUUCAGAGUCUGAUGUGACCUGAUAUAUAUCGCAGUCCUUUAAAAAGUUGCAUUACAUUUUGCAGACUUGAGAUGCAUACGGUUUUUUUCCCACUUCGGAAAUGUGUGUUAUCAUUGGACUUGCCUGCAUGCUUUGAAGAGUUGCAGCUUAGGUAUUGACUCUGCAUUGAUGUUUUUCCCCGUCCCUUUCAAUGUGAGAGCUGUGAAGAGGGAUGAGUGAUCCUCUUGAUUUUACAGCAAUGCAUAUACACAUAUAUUGAGGGCUGAAAUGUAUGUGCUCAUUGGCUUGGUAUUUGAGUCAAUGACGUGAAUGUUGAUAUGGUUUUUGAAACCUUGAUUUACCUUGUGAAGUUCACCUGACAUUACAAACAAACAAAAAUUUCUGACAGCACCUCUAAAAUAUAUAAUGCUUAUGUGUGUGUACUGACAAGCCUGUUCAGCCUUCCACUACUGGGAUUUAUAGGCGUUUAUAAACACACACAACUAAUAUGAGGCCUGUAUUUUCUUUAAUUUUUUGUGUUAGGGGGAUAUCAUUUGAAGCUUGCAUGUUUAUUAUGAAUACUUUCUCUAUAUGUAGAGGCAAGCAUUCUUUUUGUUUAUUAAAAAAAAACAAGCAGGAAAGUUUGUUUAGGAGCUGUCAGAGAACCUGUGUUAGGGGAAAUGUGGAACUGAAAUUUUGAUCCAUCUUUUUGCUAAAAUGGUUGCUUUUGAACUCCUGAUCACGGAGUGAUACAGAGAUCUGUCCCCUUUUCACUGUUACGGUUGCAUCGUAGCCUUACGGAGUCUGCACAGACGAUUCGAUGAGUACACCUUCAUUUGCUCUCAGCUACAGACAGUUCCUACUCUAACAACCCCUCCCCCGGAUCUGUACUGUGUAAGAUAUUGCCUGUGAUGAUUCGAGUUGCCUUUUUUCCCCCCUUUUUAAAAUGCUGUAGACCCCAAACAGCUGUGUCUGCCAUAAGAGUGACCUGACCUUUUCUGUACAGCAACACUUUUGAUAAAGUGUAGAUUGGGAUGCAUUAGACUAUGGAACCAGGGUAAAAACCAAAAUCAGCUGUACUUCAGAUGGACGCUUCCAAUACACCCUGUGCCUCUGGAAUGACUUUUUGUAUUUACUCAAGAUUCACUUUCUAUGACUCUUAACACUGUAAUAAGCAAACAAAAACCUUUUGUUGUGAAGUGUGUGAUUACUAAUUACUGAUGUCAGUCUGAUGGGGGAACUAGGAUGAAACUUAAGUUAACCUGCAGAUAUUUUCGAUAUGUCUCUCUCUCAUGGACUAAAAUAUUGUCAUAAAAGGAUACUGGAUUUCAGUGUAAUGGAUUCCAGUUAAUCUUAUCCAGUUAAAAUGACUCACUGUAUCAAAGGGCUUCUGCUUUACCAUGCUCACUCUCUCUCCACUCCACCUUCCAGCCUUUCAGAGCCGCUACCUGCAGGCCAUUUCUGUGAGCAGCCUAUGCAGUUAGUGCAUGAAUUGAAGUAUUUUUUACAAAUGUUUCUAAAGUUAAAUUUUUUAACCAUUGUCAUUAAGUGCAAAACAGUGACUUUUCUGAGCUGUAAUUUUGCCACGUCUCCUGCUCCAGCUGUAGUAAAACAUCUGUCCAGUUUGUAGUUUCAUAUCUGGUCCUUCGCCUUAUAUGAUUAUUUUUUAUGGUCUUUGGUAAAGGUUUAUUUUUAAAUCUUAGUGUGCCAAUACGUUCUUGGAAGUCUUAACCUUUUUAUGUCAGAUUCAAGGUUGAAUCGAAUGUGUUCAAUUAAUAUAUUCACCUGUACAAAAUACAAGUAUUUUCACCUUUAUAGGGGUUAGUGUUUUUUGCCGUAUACUGUGCCCUGACAAGGCAAGGUGUAAUAUUGCAUAUACAGGGGAUAUUGUAAACAUUUCAUUGAUUCAGCCUUGAAUGUGGACUUUUGGGGGGAGAGAAGCUGCUCACAAUGUACAAGUUACCUUGCUUGAAGAGCCAAUGUUUGAAAUCCUGAAGCCCUCUGUAAUAAUACUUCCUGUACAGUUGCUGAACUACUCUGCUGUUAUGCUCCUUUCAUUCUUUCAAUAAAAAUAAAACACUCUGAAGUUG